CCUGCACUCCAGUUCUCGACUCACCAUGCUUGCUCGCUCCGUCUCGUGUCUUGUGCUGGUGGCGUUUGCAGCCGUGGCGCAAGCAGCACCACGAGAUUUCGCUGCGCAGCAGCCGAUCCGCACGCCGAUCCGCGCGCUGAACGACAGCCAGAUAUCGGCUUUCCGUCCAUACGCCUUCUACGCGAGUGCCGGCUACUGCUCGCCCCCAACCACACUCCAGUGGGACUGUGGGACCAAUUGCGAAGCGACCCCCAGUUUCAUCCCUGUUGCUUCUGGCGGAGAUAGCGACAAUGUGCAGUUCUGGUACGUGGGAUACGAUCCGAGCCUCAAGACGGUCAUCAUCUCCCACCAGGGUACCAAAUUCGAUGAGAUCGAACCUGUGCUGACCGAUGUUGAUAUAGUGAUGACAACUCUGCGUCCUUCUUUGUUUCCCGGAAUCAGCCCUUUGGUUGAAGUCCAUAGCGGCUUCGCGGAUGCGCAGUCAAAGGCAGCAAGGCAAGUGCUGGCCGCAGUCCAAACGUCCCUCUCGUUGUACGGUGCAAAGCAGGUCACCAUGGUCGGCGCCGCGAUUGCACUUCUCGAUUCCGUGUUCCUUCCCAAGCACAUCUCCGGCGUAAGCUUCAAGACCGUGGUAUACGGCUUGCCGAGGGUUGGGAACCAGCAUUUCGCUGACUAUGUGGACGCGCAUGUCACCUUGACACACAUCAACAACGAGCAGGAUCCGGUCCCGAUCUUGCCUGGCAUGUACCUCGGCUUCGUGCACCCCUCUGGCGAAGUGCACAUCCAGGACUCGGGCAUGUGGCUACAAUGUCCCGGUCAAGACAAUCCGAGCACAGAGUGCAUCGUCGGCGACGUUCCUGAGUUCGGGGACGGCAAUGUGACUGAUCACGAUGGUCCCUAUGACGGCGUCGAGAUGGGCUGCUAAGAUUGCGCACUCUCUCUGCCUUCACCGAAGCAGUGGAUACGAAAGUUACGAAAGCUAAGGUCAUUUAUUUUUAGGCAUUCUCGCAUGGUGGAGCACAACUAUGGGCCCGCUAUUUUUGUCUCUCUCUGAGCUGCUAUCUAUAGCCCUGAAACUUUGACGAUGACACGAGGAUACGAGCCUCAUGGCCCUCGGCCUGAACGGGCCUUUAGCGCUCUAGCGCUCUCCAUGUCUGGACACGAACGACGUCGCACCUGCUGCGCAACAAUCUCUUGAAAACAAAGCGAACCUCGCAGUCGAGGGCGGACAUGAACUAUAUCUCCAUAGCAUGAAAUAUCUCCCUGGUUAAUUAAUCUGCGCCUUCUCCCGCCUGUGCAUUGCCCACAGUGCUCGUACCGUUGCUUCCUGACUGGUUGGCUCCGCCAGAGUUCGUGAUCUGGGUGCCGUUAUUGAUCACCGUGCCACCGCGAGACGACCCUGCACUGCCUGAGCUCUCUGUGCCAUUCCUUCCGUGUCCUGUUCGACUUCCACCGACGAUAAUUGAGUCUGGCCCCAGAUGACGAGUGUGAUUGAUCCGGACUGGACCAGGGCCCAUGAUAAUGGUGCGGUUCCCAACGUGCAUUGGGUGGAACGCUAUGCGGGUGUCGCUGCACUUCAGCGUGAAAGCUACGCACCAACAGAUCUGGACUCACGAGUGGACUGAUUGCCAUCGUCUUCGUUGCGUAACGCACGCCCCUGGAGCAUUAUCGCCAAAGCCUCAUGG
Messenger RNA from Phanerochaete carnosa HHB-10118-sp, 1685 nucleotides. RefSeq lists its product as uncharacterized. The record is from RefSeq and is a predicted model, not a curated record. Lineage: Eukaryota; Fungi; Basidiomycota; Agaricomycetes; Polyporales; Phanerochaetaceae. The transcript has 7 exons. Gene Ontology annotation, biological process: lipid metabolic process. Bases 26 to 925 code for a protein of 299 amino acids.